CUGCCCGUAGCGCCGCUUGCUGGACGCUUUUAUAGACGCAGUCGAAAUAAGUCCUCAGGGCUCAAAGCAGGCUGAGAACAGCAGAACGUGAAGAUAAGAGCCGGCUUAAGCGCUGCGUUCCUCACCUCGACGCCUUGCCUGCCUCACUGCCCGAGAGAUGUGCCUUCUAUAAUUGCAACAGCAACGGACUUUUCGUAUGAGCCAUGAGCAUGUAUGCCGGAGAUGUACAGAUUCUACAAACAUUGACGACUCAUACCAGUGACGUCAAUGCGGUGGAUUUUGCUGGUGAAAGUAUUCUAGUCACUGGAUCUGGUGACAAACGAGUGAGGGUUUGGGAGUGGCAGCCUGGAGCAGGCUUCACCGAGGCCUCAUUCUCACCACUUCUGGGACACAAGUAUGGCGUUACCUCAGUCAAAGUUAGCCCACAGUUGACGAUGCUCGCUUCGGCCAGUAUCGAUGGUACCACACAGUUGUGGAAUCUCAGGUCUGGCACAAAAAUACACACAAUGGUUCAAGCCGGAGGUGAGGCCGUGAGAAUUUGCAGGUUUUCACCGGAUUCUUCGCUCUUAGUUACCGCGGGCGAUAAUGGACAAGUAUGUCUUUGGGACCUCGUUAGACGAACCUUGAUAAGAUGUUUCCAAAAGCAUGAGGGCGCUAUACAGAGUUUGAGCUUUACACCAGACUCCAACUGGCUCCUGACCAGCUGCACCCUCGGUGUACUCCAGCUUUUCUGCUGCAAUGAAAUCAUUGAAUCCUGUCCUUCGAGAGAGCAGGAUCUGACAGUUUUCGCUCAGGUUGAUGAUGCCCACGACCUCGGGGUCGUUUGCUGUGACUUUUCCUCCACACAAGAGAUCACUAGUAACGAGCCAUUUGCCAGGCUGUACCAACUAGUUACUUGCGGCAACGACAGUCGUGUCAAGCUCUGGGAGGUCAAAGUCACGCAGGACAAGUGUGACACUCAGCCGAUAACUGCAAGCAUCGAACUUUGCAGGAUAAUGGAGAAACACAGCAGUGCCUUAACUUGCGUUCGAUUCAGCUCUAACGGACUAUACACUGCCAGUAGUGGUCUCGACAAAACCGUCGUUCUUUGGGAAACGAACACUGGAAGAGUUAUUGCCGUUCUUACGGGGCAUAAUCGAUACGUAGCUUGCUGUGCCUUUUCGAAAAAUGGGAAUUUACUGGCAACGGGUUCAAAUGAUAAACGUGUCAUUGUUUGGGACCUCACUGGAAACUUAAGUUUGGACUCUGAGCUUGUGCGACACAGUAGCGUGAAGCUGCAGAACAACGAAAAACCAGAAAAGACGCUUAUUCAAGAAACUGAGGUGGUGAAACAUGCAGAGACAAGUGGUAACGAUGUCAAACUUAUUCAAAGAUUGGAUGAUCAUAACGGAGCCGUCAACUCUGUCGCUAUGUUUGGCAAUCGUUUGAUCGCAUCCGGCUCCGGGGACAAGCUCGUGCGAGUGUGGUGCGUCAAGUACGACGAGGACGGCGAAUCAACAUCCAUUUUCCAGGAAAUGAACUACAAUCCCCUUGAUGGCCACAAGUAUAGCGUCAACUAUGUCGAGUUUAGUCCCUGCGGAACAAAGCUUGCCUCUUGUUCAAUGGACGGCACGACUGUUAUCUGGGAUGUUGAGAACGGCAGUCAAGCACGAACUUCUUUCGUAAAUUCUGGAACAGCAGUGAGAGUCUGCCGGUGGUCGCCCGAUGGAACAAAAAUAGCUACAGCCGGUGAUGACGAGAAGACCAUACUCUGGGACCUAGAAACGAUGGCGGAACUAAGCGAUUCUUACAGCGUGUAUGAAGGCCACGCGGAUGCGAUAACCGCCAUCGCCUUUAGCCCGGACUCGCGUUAUCUGGUCACCGCCUGCAGCGAAGGUGCCUGGAGGCUCUUCGAUACGAGAAAUACAGAAAGCAGUGAAGCUCUCCUCGUAUGCGAUGUGGGCCACGACUUAGGGGUGCAGGGCUGCGAUUUUAGCCCGACUACCGGACCUUUUACCAUGACAGGUUCGCGGGAUGCAAGCUCGGGAUGCGCCAAGGAGUGUUACAUGCUGGCGACCUGUGGAAACGACUCGCUCAUCAAGCUUUGGAAAAUCAUUAUUAUGGAAGAAGACUUGGAUCUGGAGGAGAGCACCGGCAGUAGUGAUGCUGGAAUAUCGUAUAGGGAAAGGCGACAGUUUGCUGGCCACGGUGGCAACGUUAUGUGCGUUAAAUUCUCACCGGUGCACGGUGAGAUCCUUGGCAGUGUUGCAACAGACAGAACAGCUCGACUCUGGAGCGUCCAUACUGGGAUGUGUUUGCAUGUUCUUGAAAGUCACGAGAGCCUCGUUACCACCUGUGCCUUUUCAGAAGAUACAUCACUCUUUUUGACAGGUGCCUUAGAUAAGACUGUCUUAAUUUGGAAAUUACCAGACCAGUUAGUAUCUCAGAGUAUUCUUAUCGAUCGCCUUAGAAAUAAUAAGAAAAAGAUUGUUGAUUGGGCUGUAGACGACGUUUCCAAAUGGUUAGUUGAAGUUGAACUGGGUGAUUUAGUAAGGAGCGUUCAAGCUCUUUCUAUAAGCGGACGAAUGUUGCUGCGUAUUCCAGAUGAAGUGAUAAUAGCAAAACUACAGUUUAAUCACGACCACGAGGCUCUGGAAAUGCUCCGAAAACAGUUAUAUUGGCUUAAGCGGGAAGAUUGCAACGCUCAGAUCAUUGCUGAAGACACAGAAAUCCCAGAUGAUUUUCUUUGCCCAAUCACGCACGAAAUAAUGAGAGAACCAGUACAGUGCUCAGAUGGGUUCACUUAUGAGAGAGCAGCAAUAAAUGAAUGGUUCCUGUGCGGUAAAUUCACAAGCCCAAUGACAAAUGAACCAUUGAAGACGACGAGCCUCACACCAAACGUCGCCCUUCGAAACGCAAUAUUUACACUUUUACACGGCGAAGGGCCUAGUGCAUAAUGGAAACAAUCAAAUCUAACAGCAAAAAAGGAUGAAAUGUAUAAGUUUAUAACAAUUGUCAUACAGUGGAUUUCUGUGUUAGAGCACCACCGUUACGCAUGCGAUCGACCAAGUAGGAUUUCUAUCAGUCUUGGUUUGCUGAAUUGUAAAGUUUUCACAAUACUAAAAUUUAAAAAAAUAUCUUUUUUAUUUAUAUUCCGUUAAAAUAUUCGUAAAAGAAACUAACCUACUAACCUUUUCUAAUAUGUAUAAUAGUACUUUAUCAAUACAAGUGUAGUAACAAA
This is a messenger RNA of Nasonia vitripennis (jewel wasp), 3220 nucleotides long. Its product is annotated as WD repeat, SAM and U-box domain-containing protein 1. NCBI's taxonomy places the organism in Eukaryota, Metazoa, Arthropoda, Insecta, Hymenoptera, Pteromalidae. Gene Ontology annotation, biological process: protein ubiquitination. Gene Ontology annotation, molecular function: ubiquitin-protein transferase activity; protein binding. The coding region runs from base 204 to 2936 and encodes 910 amino acids. The transcript has 18 exons. The record is from RefSeq and is a predicted model, not a curated record.